Messenger RNA from Astyanax mexicanus (Mexican tetra), 3880 nucleotides. RefSeq names its product prenyl (decaprenyl) diphosphate synthase, subunit 1 (gene pdss1). Gene Ontology annotation, molecular function: prenyltransferase activity. The transcript is spliced from 11 exons. Gene Ontology annotation, cellular component: transferase complex; mitochondrion. Gene Ontology annotation, biological process: isoprenoid biosynthetic process; ubiquinone biosynthetic process. Bases 36 to 1259 code for a protein of 407 amino acids. The record is from RefSeq and is a predicted model, not a curated record. Lineage: Eukaryota; Metazoa; Chordata; Actinopteri; Characiformes; Acestrorhamphidae.
GGAUGUUGCCGCGACGCGCCGGUGUGUGAGGAAGCAUGGCGGCGCCGUGGAGGCUGUGCAGGGGCAGGAGCAGAGCAGUAAGCGGGUUUCUUCAGGCCGCGUGGAGCGCGCGGAGCGGCGGACCGGGGGUCGGCGCUGAGGCGGGGUGUGAGCAGGCGCUGGUUCCAGUCAGGCGUGUACACAGUACUGUCCGGCCUCAGCUCAACUCUUUAACGAGGUACAGAAACAGGUUUCUUUACACUACACCCAGAAUAUGCUGCUGUAGGAUACACAGUGACAUCAAGCUAAAAGACCCCUUCUCUCUCGCACAGAAGGACCUGAAAAAUCUAUAUGAGGAUAUUAAAAAGGAGCUGCUGGUGUCUAAAGCGGAGCUGAAAGCACUGUGUGAUUAUUACUUUGACGGGAAGGGGAAGGCUUUCCGGCCGAUGAUCGUGGUGCUGAUGGCCAGAGCCUGCAACAUCCACAGCAACCAAGAGAGUGAUCUGCUUCCUGGCCAGCGGGCCAUAGCCAUGAUCUCAGAGAUGAUCCACACUGCCAGCCUGGUGCACGACGACGUCAUUGACGGUGCGGACACACGGCGAGGGAAAACCACCAUCAACGAAGUGUGGGGGGAGAGGAAAGCUAUCCUGGCUGGAGAUUUUAUUCUCUCUGCAGCGUCGAUGGCCCUCGCUCGCAUCGGCAACAACGCAGUGGUGUCUGUGCUGUCCCAAGUCAUAGAGGACCUGGUCCGAGGUGAAUUCAUGCAGCUGGGAUCCAAAGAGAAUGAAAACGAGAGAUUUAAGCACUACCUCGAGAAAACCUUCAAGAAGACGGCGAGUCUGAUCGCCAACAGCUGUAAAGCAGUUUCAAUUCUGGCGAACUCGGACCCUGAGGUGCACGAGAUCGCGUAUCAGUACGGAAAAAACGUGGGCAUCGCCUUUCAGCUGGUGGAUGACGUGCUGGACUUCACUUCCUGUGCUAAUCACCUGGGCAAGCCCUCGGCUGCAGAUCUGAAGCUGGGUUUAGCCACUGGACCCGUUCUGUUCGCCUGUCAGCAGUUUCCUGAAUUACACUCUAUGAUUAUGAGGCGUUUCUGUUCAGAUGGAGAUGUUGAUCGAGCCUGGCAAUACGUCCUGGAGAGUGAUGGUGUGGAGCAGACUAACUACCUCGCACAGCGUUACUGCCAAGAGGCGAUCCGGCAGAUCAGUCGUCUGCAGCAGUCUGCGGAGCGGGACGCCCUCAUCCGCUUAACAGAACUGGUUCUGAUCCGGGACAAGUGAUCCCGGACCCAGAGCACCAGCUCAGGCAGCUACUCCUCUGCAGGGCCCUGUCCCAGGGGGCAAAACGAUGGGGGGGCAACUGGGAUGCUUCCUGCUCCCUACAAUACACACACACCAAUUACAGCAGGGGUGUCCCACUCAGGUCCUGGAAAGCCACACCACUGCACUGUAGCAGUGUUUCUGUCUAUAGUAUGUUUAAUUUCUUAAAUUUUGCACUGGUGCUACAAGGCUAAUGUACAGGGGUUGGACAAUAAAACUGAAACACCUGGUUUUAGAGCACAAUAAUUUAUAGUGGUGACGGACAGUUCUGGUGGAAACAGGAGAGUUGAGGUGCACAUUGAAUUCUGCCGUGAUUUGAUCCGCCGUGGUUUUAUGUGUUUUGCAUACAAUCCGGGUUAGCACCCGAACAUCCCUUUCAGACAGCUUCCUUUUACAGCGUCCACAGUUAAUCCUGUUGGAUGUGGUUGGUCCUUCUUGGUGGUAUGCUGACAUUACCCUGGAUACCGUGACUCUUGAUGCAUCACAAAGACUUGCUGUCUUGGUCACAGAUGCUCCAGCAAGACGUGCACCAACAAUUUGUCCUCUUUUGAACUCUGGUAUGUCACCCAUAAUGUUGUGUGCAUUGCAAUAUUUAGAGCAGAACUGUGCUCCUAUCCUGCUAAUUGAACCUUCACACUCUGCUCUUACUGGUGCAAUAAUGUGCAAUUAAUGAAGAUUGACCACCAGGCUGCUCCAAUUUAGCCAUGAAACCUCCCUAUUUUAAGAGUUUAUUUCUUUUAAUGUUGAUGAUUAUGGCUUACAUACAAUGAAAACCCAAAAAUCAAUAUCUCAGAAAUUUAGAAUAUUCGAAUAUAAGACCAAUGAAAGUCAUAUAAAAGUGGCACAAUGAUGAUGCAAGUUUUAACAUGCAAGUAAUAUAUGACUUUUUUUUUUUAACAAUUUAUCUAUAAAACUGGACAAAUUCUGUAUUUUGUCUGAACUCAUUCAGUUUGUUUUAUGUUUUUCCUGAUGCUAAUUGGUGGAGUCAUUAGUUUACAUUGCUUGUUAGCUAGCUACAUUAGCCUUGUUGCUCCAGUGCAAAACCUGUGCGAAAGCAGCAACUUCAGAUACCAAAUAAUCACAGCAUAACAAGUAAGAAAAUUUGUGUUUGGUAGAUUAUUAUUAUUAUUAUUAUUAUUUCUUUGUUGUAAUAAUGCUUUUUAGCAAUACGUCUUAUACCGUUGGGAAGCCUGUUAAUUUCUCUUUUAAAUUAAGACAUAUUUUUAAAGAACAUACAUUUGUGGCAUGAGCAGCAUGCCACAAAUGUACCAGAUCCUCUCUGCCAAUGAAUAACAGCUUAUUAUUUUGCUAUUUGCAAUAUAAUCGAUUGCUAAUGUGUCAGUACUCAGCUCUGCUAAAAGAAAAAUGGUCUUAGAGUGGUCCAGCAGUCUAAAGCGCUGCCACUAUGAUCGGGAGAUCGCUGGUUUGAAUCCUAGUCAUGCAGCUUACCAUCAUCUGCCGGAGCCCUGAGAGAGCACAGUUUCCCAUGCUCUCUCUGAGUGGGUACAGUAGAUGGCGCUCUUUUCCCUUAUCACUCCUACGGUGAUGUCGAUCAGCACAAGGCUGCGUCUGUGAGCUGAUGUAUAAGAACCGAGCUGUGAUGCUACUCGGUAAUGCUGCAUCAACAGCAGUUCAUAAAGAGGCGGAGUCUGACUUCACAUGUAUCGGAGGAGGCAUGAUCUAGUCUUCACCCUCCUGGUGUUGUGGCAUCACUAGUGAUAGGGGAAAAUUGGCUAGCUAAAUUGGGAGAAAAAUGGCCAAUAAUUGGAAAGAAAAAGAAAAAUUAACAGGCUUUCCAACAGUACUAAAUAAAGAUAUAUAUUAUAUAAAAGGACUAAUACGAAAAUAAAAUGUCUACCAAAUACAAAUUCUAUUACUCUUUGUGCAGUUUUAGCUUGAAUGUGAUUUAUAUAUAUAUAUAUAUUUUUUUUUUUUUUUUUUUUUUUAAACCACGCUACUCGCUAUAGUGCAGUGCCGUGGCUCUCUCGAACCUGUAACAGACACCUGUGCCUUAAACAUCUCGCCCAAAACUGCUAACGUUGCCAAUAAGAACUGAAGCUAAGCCCAGUUAGCAUUAUGCAAAAGUCAAUGUGCUUUCUGGAUCGUGUUAGCUUUCGCAGAGUGUUAGCAAUAUUAGCAUUUUGGGGUGAAGUGUAUCUUUUUGGAGGGUUUGCAGGCAGUAAAGAAUGAUGUGAAAGACGAUAUUUACAUUGUUGUCACUUUAUGUGUUCCUGUACUGUACCUCACGCAUCCUCACCCACAGAGCCCGAGCAUUACAAGCGCGUGUGGGAGGAGGCAACCUGCAGCAUCGUUGUAAUUCCAGGCAUGGCACGGGGCGGGUGUGAGAGUUUGUGUGCUGUCAAUACAAAGAAAUAAUGUGCGUCCGAUUGUGGAACGGUUACCCGGUCACAUCUAUAUAUGUUUCCAGAAGGUCCGUCCAUGCCGCAACAAGGCCAAACUGCUGACUUGUGUACACUGGAGGAUGUUGUUAUCAAUGUACUUCUGCAUCAAGUGCUCAGUAACAACCAAGGCCUUACAACCACAAGAACUAUGUAUUGAUAAUAAAUAUAUUUUUUAAGUUA